CAAACAGAGCAGUAGCAUCCUGUACGCACGUUUGCAGAAAUGAACGCCAAUUCAAACAACCCUUCGAAAAACAUGAACAAAAACAUCUCCCGUCAGAUAACUCGAACUGAAGUAGUGUUAGCCGUCCUCCUAGUUGGAACGAUAAGUUACUUGAUAUAUUUCCAAACAUCCCAUGAAACUGGUGAGAAUAGUUCACUUGUUGAACCGAGUGAAUGCCCAACGCCAGGUUGUUACGAGUCGAUUAUAGAAAUACAAAGUUACAUCGAUGAAUCAGUCGAUCCUUGUGAAGACUUCAAUCAAUUUGCUUGUGGGAAAUUCUUCGAAAACUCUUACAAAACACAAGUUACGGCUAAGGUCAUUCAAGACCAAAUAGAAUACUACAACGAAUUAGAAGGAAUGAUAGUACAACCGGUCACAAAUAAAGAUUCGGAAGCGAUCAAAAUUCAGAAAAUGUUUUUCCAAGCUUGCGUAAAUGUGGAGAAAAAUGAUGAAAACCAUAACAAAGUAAUAUUAGAUAUAAUUGAUGACGUAGGUGAGUGGCCAUUACGGAAGACGUCAGGGUGGGUAGAAAAAGAUUUCGACUGGAUGGAGGUUACCGUGAGGUGCAAACAAUUAGGUUUGCCGUUUCAGUGGUUUCUACAAUUUAGUUUGCACGAAGAAGAUUUAAAAUAUCUUAAAAUAUCUUACCCACUACUGGAUUCGUCAGCCAAAGCUAAUAGAACUACAGUAGGACACAUUAUGAGUAAUCUACUCGGGAAAAAAGUGAACGCCAAAACUAUUUCCGAUUUCGAGCAGAGUUUAAUAAAUAUAAUAAAAAAACAAAAAUCGAAGACUAUUUUAACUACGGUUGGCGAAUUGCAAACACAACAUUCGCUGUUUCCCUGGUUAAAUUUUCUUAACGAUAUUACGGAAAACAAUUUAGAUGAAGACACACAAGUAGCAUCUAACGUUAACGAAUACAUUGUGGAUCUAUACAAACUUUUGAAUGGAACUCCCAAGCGCAUCCAAGCUGACUACAUUAUGUGGAAAAUUGUUGAGCAUUUUGUUCCGUAUUUGUCCAAUAAUGUUAGAAAACAUGGAAUUCCAGAAAUUCCAAAGAAUGUUCGGACCCAAUUUUGUGAAACAACGGCGAAGAAAAAUUUUCAAUAUUUCGCACAAAUAGAAUAUGUGCGAAAAUACGUUAAUGAGGAAGUCAAAAAUUUUGUAACAGAGUUAACAGAUUUAACGAGACAAGAAUUUCUAACAAUCGUUGAAGAAUCAGCUUGGCGAAAUACUUCCCUCGGUCAAGAAGUCGUCAACACUUUCAAUAAUGUUUUCGAAGUGGAUGUAGGUUUCGACUUAGUAAAUGAAGACUUCCUGGAAGCUAACUUCUGGCAUAUAGGCAAUCUUACUUUCGAUUCAGAUAAUCCUGGCAUAAUUGAAAUAAUCACCACGAGAUCGAAAUAUUUUUAUGAGUCUUUGUUUACCAAUAUUAACACAACUGCCUUGUCACCUGAAAUAACAAAUUUUCUUCAAACUAUGGAUGUUCAAUACAUUUUGUUUGAUAGUUCAAAGAAAAGAAUGGUUAUUCCGCCGGCGAUGUUGCAUGGGUUUCUCUAUGAAAAUGAGCGACCGAAUUAUUUAAAUUUUGCAAGCCUGGGUAGUCUGAUAGCGGCAGAAUUCAUUAAAAGUACGCAACUUGUUACUAAUAGGUGUCUAGAAGUUGAUUAUGAAAAAACGGCAUCGGAACAGACAACAUUUAAGAGCUUGGAUGUUAUCCGAGAAGUACUUCCUGAUGUAAUAGGUCGCCAUAUUUCCUAUGACGUUUAUCAAAAGUGGGUUACAGCAAAUGGAGAAGAAACCCAACUGCCACUUUUGUCGUACAGUCCGAACCAGUUGUUCUGGAUCAAGUCGAGUUUAAUUAAUUGCCACAAAAAAUUGACAUACACUGAAGACGAAAGCGAUUUUAAUCUAAUGGUAUCAAAGUACAAGAACGUUUUAGCAGUAAGACACUCACGUCACUUCGGUGGGGACUUCGGUUGCACCGAAAACACAAAGAUGAAUCCAUUAGCGAAUGUGAUGAUGGAAUGCUGGAAGAAAAGAACGGUUUUAGAGAAAAAAAGUUUGGUGACGUUAGUUGUACUCGUAACAUUUGUAAUCGGGCUCAUUACUCUAAUUCUGCUAAUCACUGAACCCGCAUUUUGCUACACGUCUUCGUGUUACAAAGCGUCUGAGCACAUCCACCGACUGAUGAACCCUCGAGCUAAACCCUGUGAUAACUUUUACGACUUUGUUUGCGGCAACGCCUUUAAUAACGCCCGACAACCAAACGACAGAUCUCCAAAUAUCAAAAUUCUCAAAGAAAUCAUCUCCGAACCAAUCGGAACCAAAGACGUCAAAUCACUUCAACUCCAAAAACUGUUUUAUCAAUCUUGUACUAAUUUGGAGGUUAUCGACGUAGACAAUGAUACCACGUUUGCAAAUAUAAUAAGCAAAUUGGGCGGAUGGCCUGUGGUCAGUGGCAACAAUUGGAACGAAAGCGCUUUUGAUUUUGCCGAAUUCAUGGCAGAGUUAAGAGAAAAAGGACUUCAACAUGAUUGGUUUUUGGAGAUUUCUGUCUAUUCGAAUCGAGGACAAAGCAUCAUACUCGAGAUCAACGUUCCUGAUAACGCCAAUAAAAUCGAAGAGGAGACCGCAGAAGCAUACAUCGAUUUAAUGACGAAGUCCGCCGUGGCGUUCGGAGCGCUGGAAGACGUCGCAAAGUCGCAAAUGCCAGAGGUCAUGUACUUUGAAAAUAAAUUAGUCAAUUUAAUAGAGAAAAUACAUAACGAAAACGAGCGGCUAUAUUCGCACCAACCUCUACACUUAAUAACCAUCGCGGAAGUCCAGCAGAAGUGGCAAAAUAUUAAUUGGUUAGAGUUGAUAAACCACUUAACGAAAAAGAAACUCUCGGACGACCAACUGGUUGCGUUUUACGUGGAAAAUUAUAUGCCGGAACUUGAUAAGUUAUUGAAACAGACCACAAAGAGGACUCAAGUCAAUUACGUUAUGUGGAAAUUAGUCGAAGCCUACUCGCCUUUUCUGUCUAAGAGGAUUAGAGAUAUGGUGCACAAUUAUGUUGCGUCGACUAAUCAAACUGAUUUGUGGUACAAGGACAGAGAAGACUUCUGUUUCGAGGAGGCUAAAUCCUAUUUUCAGUACGCACUUGAAGCCGAAUACUUGAGACGUCACGUGACCAAAACGAAAAGCAAAAAUAUUGAAGAAAUGAUGGAGAGAAUUUUGAAAGAGAUUAAACAACAUUUGCGGGAAGUCAACUGGAUGGAUGAAAAUAUGAGAAGGGCAGCAAUUAGUAGAUUAGAAAACAUGAGUUAUAUUAUAGGUGGUCCCGAGGAAAUGUACUAUGCGGAACAGUUUGAUAAAGACUUCGGAGUCGGCAAUUUAGAAUUCAAAACGUCGAACAUAAUCCAGAUCACGACUGAUAUUUUCCACAAAGCACUCGACACACUCUACAGCAAGAAAUAUGAGGACACUAAUUACCUUAAAUACACGUUCUACGAGUUGGUUACUUCGCAAGAAAUCGCUUUCUAUCAGAACUUUAAUCUACUCUGGAUACCGGCUGGGGUACUCCACGAUUUUUUUUACGACGAUGACCGUCCCAAUUAUUUAAAUUACGGAACCAUGGGUACUACAAUCGCCUACGAAAUGUUGCACGGUUUGUACGCCAGACUUUUUCGUACUUUUACCUUGUGGUCAAAUAGUACUUUGGAAAAUUUCAACCAAGCAGUGCGUUGCUUGAAAAACUGUUCCGAAGGUUUGCCUCAGUUCAAAGAAGUUAAUUGCGGUAACUUACUGGAAACCAUGUCCGAUUACAUCGCGAUUAACUUGUCUUAUAAGGCGUAUCAAAAGCUGCUGAAACAAAGCCACUCGGAGAAAAAGCUCCUCGACUUGAGCUUCAGCAACGACCAAUUAUUUUGGCUGGCGUAUGGUACAUCGAUGUGUCAUUUGCCUGUCCCAGAAUUAAAUUAUAGUCGCUUCGAUCACAUGAUGCAGUCAUUCAGAAUCGUCGGACCGUUUCGUAAUUCGCCCCAUUUUAGCAAAGACUUUCGUUGCGAAUUAGGUUCGACUAUGAAUCCUCGAAAUAAGUGUCAGAUACUGUAACCGUCUUAAUUACUUUCAAUUAAAUUAAAGUUAAUUAAAACGUA
Zophobas morio is the source of this 4181-nucleotide messenger RNA. RefSeq lists its product as uncharacterized. Gene Ontology annotation, biological process: proteolysis. Gene Ontology annotation, molecular function: metalloendopeptidase activity. NCBI's taxonomy places the organism in Eukaryota, Metazoa, Arthropoda, Insecta, Coleoptera, Tenebrionidae. The record is from RefSeq and is a predicted model, not a curated record. The transcript has 17 exons. Bases 40 to 4137 code for a protein of 1365 amino acids. Gene Ontology annotation, cellular component: plasma membrane.